Messenger RNA from Melanotaenia boesemani (Boeseman's rainbowfish), 3540 nucleotides. It is a transcript of the gene faap100, whose product is annotated as FA core complex associated protein 100. Gene Ontology annotation, cellular component: Fanconi anaemia nuclear complex; nucleoplasm. Bases 351 to 2945 code for a protein of 864 amino acids. NCBI's taxonomy places the organism in Eukaryota, Metazoa, Chordata, Actinopteri, Atheriniformes, Melanotaeniidae. The record is from RefSeq and is a predicted model, not a curated record. The transcript is spliced from 8 exons. Gene Ontology annotation, molecular function: protein binding. Gene Ontology annotation, biological process: interstrand cross-link repair.
GUGCGGAAAUAGACUAAGUACAAGCACUCUGAUUGUAUUUAGGCAUAUUUUUAGAUUAAAAAGAGUAUUUUGUCCGUAUCUGCUACUGUCCUUGAGCUUCAGUGAAAGAACAUUGAGUACAAAACUAUAAAUACCAUCCUGCCAUCCUAUUCCCGCUUGUUUUUCAUGGGUAAUGUAGUUCAUGGCUGUCAUUGCUGGAAAACGUGACGUGCGGUACUUCGCUUUUCUUUUUGGCACCAACCGACUCGGGACCGCAUUAGUUCAUACAUCAUAAUUCUGCAGUCUGUUACAAGUGCGAUUGUUUACUGAAUGAUCAGAGAGAUUCCCUUUUCGUCUUCAAGUUUGUGGUAAUGGAAGAACGAUGUGCUGUUGAGACUUGGGCUGAAUUUGGGUUUUUGGAAACAUUAAAUACACCGAAUAUCAAGUAUGGUGUUGGGACAGAUGUUUUCGUCUGUACUGGAAGCGACGAGGUGUAUAUCUUCAGUGCUCACGAGAGAAAGCUCAUGGGUGUCCUCCAGUUUCCUGGUCCUGUGAGUGAUCUGGUUGAGAACCAUGAUAAGCAGCUCAUCUUUGUGGCAUGCAGGAGUGGAGUUUAUUGUGUCAGCUUUCAUUCUCUGCUGCCCAGGUCUCAAGUACCCUCAGCUUGUGCAUUCCCUAGUCCAACUGUGCUGAAAAUCUCCACUGAGUUUCUUGUUGUUGGCACAGAUGGAGCGUCUGCUCUGCUCCUCAUUGGUUCUGUGCUCCUAGGCCUUUGCCAGAGAGAUGGAUCCUGGUUGUUGACCUUGUAUAAAACACCACAACAAACACAAUCCAAACACAGUGCAUAUGAGGUGCUUAGUUCAUUCAGUCUUCCGCUGGUCUUACCUGUUGUACAGGGCACCACUGAAUCAAAGACUGGCCUGACAAGGACUCCUGUACUGGUUUGUGUCCAUUCUGGUGACAUGACACAAUCCUCUUUUGAUGCUGCUUCAGCUCAUGCCCACUUCCAACUCGAGCCUGUUCUCUUCAAACUUUUGUUUGGGGUUGAAGCUGCUCUCGCCAAAUCACCCGUUGUCCUUUGCGGUUUGCCAGAUGGACGUAUCUGCUUCCUUCCUCUGCAUCUUCCAGGAUCACGACUUCAAGUUCUCCAUAGCCUGGAGCAGCCAGUUGUCUUUGUUGGAACGUCAGUUGUCACCGGGACAGAUACAGGACCUGCACAGUGUUUAGUGGCUGUGGGUGAACAGGGCAGAGUGGUCCUGAUAAAAACUGAUAAGGGUGGACCAGAGAGAGGUGGCAUCGUGGCUGGUUUCACUGAGGGGUGUGUAUCGGGACCUGUGAAAUGUGUCUGUGUGGAUAAAAACUCUGUUUACUACAGCACCGGUUCAGACUUGUUCAAACUGAAUAUGUCAGAGGGAUCACCAGGGAGAGGGGAGAAAGAAGUGGACAAAGAGGCAUCAAGGCCAAUGGCUGCCACCUUCCAAAGUCCCAGCAGCUUAAAUGUGUGCAGAAUCAUCGCCUUGGCUGAGCCCACAUGCAACGCUGCAGGUGAAAUUCAACUGCUCGGGCUGUCUGUCAGAGGGCAGCUCCAGAGGAUUAGCUUACCUGUGAAAAGCCAGGAUGAAGCGUUGUCCAAGCUUCCUUCCUCACAUGUGGGCCAUAAUGUCAGGGACUUCCUGUCUGCCAUUGGCAAUGUUUGUGAAAGAGCAUCGGUUCUGGAAACAAUCAUCAAAUCCAAAAACCAAAUCCUCAGGAAGCUGAAUCAAGUGGUCCACAUCAGUUUCCUGCUGACAGCCUCUACAAAUACCGAAGAGCAUCAUCCAGUCCAGGAGAAACCAAUAAGAUGUCACGCCACCGCAAGCUGGAGCAGACUGCUUCAAAAAGACUCAUUAAAUCUUACCUGCAUCCUGGACAAUUCAAGUCCUUACAUCCUGGAACAAGGCUGGACACUCUGCGUUUCCGUCUCUCCUCUGUCCUACUCAUCAACCGCAGGAAAGGAAACCUCUUCUACAAAUUUUUCAUUUUCAUUCCACACUCUCUGUCCAAACGAAACGUUAGAAGUGACCCUGCCAGUCGCAGCUGCAGGUGAGACUUCCUUCCCUCUGACUAUAAACUGUUCACUCAUGUUCUCACUCUUAGCUCUUCUGGGAGAAGAAGAGCUUGCAGCUUUUCCUGACUUGCAGAGGAGUUGUUUUAGUUUGCCCUUAAACACUCUGACAGUGGACUGGUUGCACACCCUGCGCGUGAUCAGUCCCACACCUGCUCAUAGAAUGACCACAUCUCAAUCCAGUAGCUUCAUGGGAUCUGGGGUCCAAGCUUUUUUAAACUCCCACCAGUUCAGGUGCAGCAGAGGGACGGACAGAGGAGGAGAAAGUGCAUCAAAGCCUGAGAGCUAUUCUGCAAGUGUAUGUAUAUCAUCAGAGUUACUGAGGGAUACACUGAAGUCAAAAAGCUUUGAUUUUGACCACAAAGGGCCUGAGUUGGCCCAUCAACACCUCUGCUUCACUCUACUUGAUUGGCUGUUGUCUGGAGGUGCUGGAGGAGUUCAAAUGGCAAGAAAAGGAGAUGAGAUUGACUCCAGCAGCUCUGUGGUCCAUGCUCGUUGUCCAAAUGAAGCCACAGUUAAACUGACUGCAAAAGAGGUAAAUGUUGGCGAGGAGAGCCCAGGGAAAGAGAACUCCUUGAUGAGUAUUGAGGUUUACAUUGAGAGCUCAUCUAUAGCAGCAGUGUGUGGCCUGCAUCAUGCUUUGCUGUGCCGCAUGCAGACUUUGUUACAGAGGGCUACGGAGAGAACUGCUUCCACCAAAGGGGUCCAGAAUUUAGUUUUGAGCCGGGCGCUUCAACGGGCCAAGAUGCAGCAGAGUCAAAUCUCACAAGCCUUUAGUGUGGGCAUGUCCUCUGGGCAGGUGAACCGGUUUCUUGUUGGUGUUUACCAAGAACUCAGAGAGAAUCCUCUCCUCAUAAUUUAGCCUUGUUUGUCCUGCAUAAAAAAUAAUAACCAUUCAUGGUGCAUAAUUAUCUCCACUAUAAGUAUACUUUUACAUCACAAUGUAAAUAAUGUUUUAUAUAGACAGAAACUUUGAAGUGACUAUAAAGGACUUUAUUUGCAUAUAUAUUAGAAAUCAAUUACAUUAUUUCCAUGAGAAUAAACUAAGAUUUUCUGUAUUACUUUUGAACUCUGUCCACUUCAUAGUCAUUAUUGUGUGACUCAUUAACUUGUUACUCUUUGACUGUUGUACACUUAUACAGCUCUAAUGGAUUCAAAAUAAAUACAUUCACAGAGCAAAUUAACUGUUAUAUUAUGAACAAAAAGGCUUUCGGAUGCAAAAAGUGGUAAUUUUCUGUCAUAUUUUUCUAAUUUUAUGGCUACAUUCAAGUUUAAUUUUGUUUUCUACUUUUUUGUCAUUUGUCUGGAUCUUAUUUGUAGUUUUAAAGUCUUUGUAAUUCUAUGUGAUUUAGAGUAUCUAGUUUGUAUACAUUUUCAGUCUGUUUGGUUUAUUAUGUUUCUGCAUCUUUGUGUGUAUGUAAUAUUGAUUCAAACAUGCAUAAAGGUGUUUGAUGCCA